AUGAACAAUCAGAUUCGUCUCUAUCAAACAAUGAUGCAAUACCUCCUGCUAUACCUCGCACUUGUCACCGGCUCGUCUGCUAUUCUUUUUGGCGGCGGUGGAGGUGGAUGUGGAUGCGCACCGCCUCCACCACCCUGUUGUCCUCCUCCCCUCCAACUUCCGUCGCUUUCUUUACCUCAGCCGUGCUGUCCACCACCAUGUCCUGCUCCGGCAUGUGGUGGCGGUGGAGCAGCUCCUCCUCCACCAUCAUACGCUACUGCACCUGGUAACGCUUAUGCCGUUCCAGGAAAGUGA
This is a messenger RNA of Angiostrongylus costaricensis, 294 nucleotides long. Lineage: Eukaryota; Metazoa; Nematoda; Chromadorea; Rhabditida; Metastrongylidae. The record is from the annotation of a GenBank genome assembly.